This is a messenger RNA of Macrosiphum euphorbiae (potato aphid), 1458 nucleotides long. The record is from the annotation of a GenBank genome assembly. Lineage: Eukaryota; Metazoa; Arthropoda; Insecta; Hemiptera; Aphididae.
AUGCAUCGUUUCUCGUCGUUCGAUAAAAUUCUUCACAUUGUCGCCUACUGUCUUCGUUUCUCGAAAUCACGUCCUUCUGCAUUCACACAGAUUGUUAAUGCGAGUGAACGAGAACGAGCCUUGUUGGGCUUAGUGUAUUCUGUCCAACAAACAUCAUAUUCCGAAGACAUAUCUUCGUUAAAAAACGGAUUGCGUUGCUCCCCUGCCAUUAGGAAGUUGGAUCCUUUCAUUGACGAAAAUGGACUUCUCAGAGUGGGCGGGCGUCUCACGAAUGCUGAUCUUCCGUACUCUCACAAACAUCCACUUCUCUUGCCAUGUCAAAGUCGAUUAACGUUGUUACUCAUUGACUAUCAUCAUCAGCGACUGAAGCAUCCCGGAUGCGCAUCCCUUCAAGCGCAUCUACAACGUGAAUUUUGGAUACCGUCUGUACGGAAGAUUAUUCGAUCUCGGAUACGGCUCUGUAUCUCGUGUUUCCGCACCAGGCCCCGUGCUGUUCAGCCAAAGAUGGCCAGUUUGCCGAGUUUUCGGGUGCAGCAAGUGAAACCGUUUGCAAUAACCGGAGUGGAUUAUGCUGGACGAGUCACGUUGAAGGAAGCACGUGGACGAAGGUCGAUUCCAAAGACAGCAUACAUUUGCCUGUUUGUUUGUACCACCACAAAAGCGCUCCAUUUAGAGCUGAGUUCGGAUUUGUCCACAGAAUGUUUUCUGAUGGCAUUUACUCGAUUUUCUUCCAGACGCGGACCCAUCAAGGAAUUACACAGUGACUGCGGGACAAAUUUCGUCGGAGCGUCACGAUUAUUGACACCCCUACAUCAAUUCACUCAUUCGAAAAGUUUUCAAGACAGUGUUCAUCAGCACCUCGCUAAACACCAAAUAACUUGGCACUUCAAUCCUCCCGCAUCUCCCCAUUUUGGUGGUUUGUGGGAAGCCGGAGUAAAAUCCGCAAAGUCAUUAAUUAUUCGGUCUAUUGGAUUGCACAAAUUGACAAGUGAGGAAUUUUUGACACUUCUCACUCAAAUAGAGGCAACAUUGAAUUCUCGCCCAUUGUGUGCUAUCAGCAACGACCCUGGUGACUUACAAGCGUUGACGCCCAGUCAUUUUUUGACUCUUGAACCUUCCACCUCGCUUCCAGAACCAAGUCUUGUCAAUCAACCUAUGUCAAAGUACCAGCGAUGGCGCCUCAUUACUGAUUUACAUCAUCAUUUCUGGACCAGAUGGAAGAACGAAUACCUCAGUAGUCUUCAACUUCGUAGAAAAUGGACAGAACCAGGUCAAAACUUGAGCGUUGGCGAGCUUGUCCUCGUGAAAGAAGCGACGCAUCCUCUUCAGUGGCGGAUUGGACGAAUACGUGAACUCCAUCCUGGCUCCGAUGGGACUUCCAGAGUGGCCACUUUAGAAACUACUUCUGGACCAUUGACACGCCCAGCUGUCAAGCUCUGUCCACUCCCAAUGUCUUGA